Molecule: messenger RNA, 1897 nt
Organism: Cottoperca gobio
Lineage: Eukaryota; Metazoa; Chordata; Actinopteri; Perciformes; Bovichtidae
Gene: sla1a
Product: Src like adaptor 1a
Exons: 8
Coding region: 201-1016 (271 amino acids)
Molecular function (GO): protein binding
Source: RefSeq, a predicted model, not a curated record
GCAGCGCUGUAGCCACACUCUGUGCCACACAGUAACAAGUCAUUGUUGUAAACCUUUAUGAACAUGGUACUUCUCUAGUCCCGGACUCCGCUGCCUCCACCAAGCCCCUGUUAUGGGCCUUUAUAUCUUUAACCACACUUGAUGCCAUCACAGCAGGCCAAAUACAAGUCCCACAGGCUGGAGUCUGGUCCGUCUGGAAGAUGGGGAAUAUAAUACGAGGCGAGAGCACCAGGGACAAGGUCACAACAGACAGCUCUUUAAAAGGUCUGGAAGACGACAUGGUGGUGGUGCUCCAGGAUUACCCGGCUCCUGAAAUCAGCGAACCCAUCUACAGGAUGGGGGAGAAGCUCAGACUCAUAGCUCAGGAGGCUUACUGGUGGAGAGUACGCUCUGUCCAAACACAAAGUGAGAACUACAUACCCAACAGCCAUGUGGCAAAAGUGUACCAUGGUUGGUUGUUUGAGGGGGUGGAGAGGACGAAGGCCGAAGAGCUGCUCAGUCUACCUGUGAACAGAGUGGGCUCCUUCCUGGUGCGGGAGAGUGCCAGGGAGAGAGGUCUGUAUUCGCUCUCAGUGAAGCACAGGAACGUAAAGCACUAUCGCAUCUCCAGACUGGACAACAGCUGGUACUACAUCUCCCCUCGCCUCACUUUCCAGUGCCUAGAAGAUAUGAUCAACCACUACUGUGACUUUGCAGAUGGCCUGUGUUGUGCGUUAACCUCCCCCUGUCUGUCGGGCACAACGCCACCAUCAGAUGCAGCUCCUGGAGCUCCACCUGUAGUCAUGCGACGCAACUUUGACUGGAAGAAAAUAGACAGGAGACAGCUGGUCAGCACAGACAGCUGCAGUGACAACACCGUGAGCUAUGGAGUCAGGAACAGCAUUGCCACCUACCUGUCCCUUUCUGAGAAUCAAAACCCUGCAAAGAUGAGAGCAGAGAGCAGGAAGAAAAAGAGUAAAUCUGUCUAUACUAUCCCGGAAAACGGCCUUGGAAACAUUGACUAUGAUGACUUCUAGAGAAAGCAGCGAGGUUCAAAAGACUGGAAUACCUUCAAGUGGAAGGCAGUUAGAGGGCAUCCUUCUCGAGCAGUGUGCUGCACCGAACCAACAUUUGUGUUAAGCGUCCCAAACAUCGAAGUGUGUUAUAGUUUCUAAUGUGAGCACUUUGAAGUACUUUAACAAUAACGCAAAUUGCAUGACCACUUACACUCUGACUCAGCUAAAAAGACGGAUCUGAGUUGAACUGGACGAUGGUGCAAUUGAACUGUGAUGUGAAUUCUGCGCGUGUGAGAAAUACAGCCUGGCAUCAAGAUAGCAAAAAGGAGACUGCUAAGGGUUAUUGUUUGGUGAUAUUCAUGUGUAUAAGAGUAUUAGUUUUUUUUGUGGACACUUUGACACAUUGUCACCUUAUGUGAAAAAUGUGUUUUCAAAAAAUGUGUUUGCAAACAGCGGUUUGUCGCUACUAGCAACCACUUUCACGUUAAACAUAGUCAUUUGAUCCAUCCAAGAGAAGUUUUAAGUCUAAAAUAUUUGGUGUCUCUGAAUCUGAAGCAAUGAUCAUGAUAUUACUCAUCUUACAAUGUACCAUGUCAGUCAUUGCUCGGGAAGCAUUAGGGAACCGCUUGUGUUUGUUGAACAGAAUCCAGGGAUAAAAGCUUCAGUGAUUACGAUGGGCAAAAGCUCAGAGAGGUUUUAAAUUCAAAUUUCCUCAUCAAACUGUUGAUAUUUGUUGAACUUCCUCUGUCCAGCUGUGUCUAUUAUUGCCAGUGUGACGUCUCCCUAAUUUCACAUGGUCGACAUAUGACAGCCUGACUGAACAACUGCUAUUUGAUCAAAUAAUAAAGAAAGCAAAUCUAAAAGAAUUAUGAACGCAAACAAUAAAGGAUUAUUUAAUAGUU